AUGCGUUUAAUUUCAUAUACAAAUGUGCCGCUCAAAAUAAAUUAACAAAAAAUAUGAGUUCAUCAAAUAAACUGGAUAUUAUUGAUUAUAAAAAAUCCGAAGUUGAAAAUUCUGACGAAAUAUUUCAAUUUGGAAAUGACGAAAUUGAAAUUGAAAAGAAUGAAUAU
Messenger RNA from Dentiscutata heterogama, 167 nucleotides. The record is from the annotation of a GenBank genome assembly. Lineage: Eukaryota; Fungi; Glomeromycota; Glomeromycetes; Diversisporales; Gigasporaceae.